UUUUGUCCCUCCUCCCACGCCGUACAGGGCAACCGAAAAACGUGCUAUGUUGUGACUGAAUGAGACCUCGGUUCUCUGAAACAAUUUAACUUCAUUUGAGCGCACAUUAAGGCGCAGACAGACGGUAUCAUUUCUCUAAAGUCCACAUGGGUUUUACUUUGUAGUCGCUAUAGCUUUUAAACUCCUUACAGCCCUACUUUUUUUACUCGGCGGAGUAACCUAAAACAGCACAGAAGCGCUGCUUGUGGAGCUUAGGUAGUGAAAGCCUCGCUGCUAACAUGUCUGCUGCUGUGUCCAACGACAGAAAGCGGGGGAAGAAGCGGUACGGAGGGGGUCACGGCAACAAGAGAUGGAAAGGCUCCCGGGAGCUGGAGGUGGGCAUGCAGGGGAUCCUCAUCACAUGCAACAUGAACGAGAGGAAGUGCACGGCGGAGGCCUUCAACCUGCUCAAUGAGUACGCAGACCAGCUGUAUGGGCCCGAGAAGUUGCAGGAGAAAAACGGGAGCAGCAGUGACGGGGAGGCCGAGGAAGAAGAUGUGGACGUAGCGCUGAAGAAGGAGGUGGCACAGCUCAAAGCUUCUGGAGCCAAACGGGAGAGACGCUUCAUGGCUUUGGACAGCGGAGCAAACAAUGUCAUCUUCAUCAAAACUCAAAAUCUAGAAGCUGACAAGUUGGUUCAUCUCAUCCUGUCUGAUCUCCAUACCACCAAGAAGCACAAGUCACGUGUGAUCCUGCGGAUGCUGCCAGUAACUGGGACAUGCAAAGCGUUCCAGGAGGACAUGGUGAAAUACCUGACAACUUUCCUGGAGCCUUGGUUCAAAACCCCGAACUGCGGCACCUACCAGAUCGCCUUCAAGGCCCGCAACAGCAGCCACAACAAGAGGGACGAAAUCAUCAAAACCAUUGCAGGCAUGGUGGGGAUGCUUAACCCAAAGAACAAAGUUGAUUUGACUAACCCAGAACUGACAAUCGUUGUGGAGGUCAUCAAAGCGGUGUGUUGCCUCAGUGUGGUAAAAGACUAUUCACUGUACAGGAAGUACAAUGUCCAGGAAGUAGUUAAAGAGGACACGCCAAAGCCUGAUGCAGAAACGGAAACAAAUACACCUGGGGAGAAGGACAAAAAGGAUGAAAAGGAGACGAACAAGGAGGAGAAAAAGGAGACGAACAAGGAGGAGAAAAAGGAUGAAGAGGAGAAGAAGAAAGGUGAAGAAGACAAUGACAACAAUGUGCCACAUGACAAGAAGGAGGAUGAAGGUGACAGGGAGUAAAGGAGCUCAUAUUCAAAGAAGAGUUUUGUCAUUUCUAAAAAGAAACCAUCAUCUUACGUUGCAUUAUAUUGUAGUGCUUCUGUUUUUUUUUUAAUGACUGAAACUACUCAACAAGAGAAGUACAGAAUCCUAACGUAAUUUAAUUUUUAAAAAUAUUUAAAAAAAAGAUAUCUAUGAUACGUUAGUACCGACUUUAUUGAAAAAAAGGUUUUGAAUGAACUGUACAUGUCACCAUUCUGCAGCGUUGCUGCCAUCAGCUUACAGUUUUUAAUGCUGAAUUCGAUUUGUAAGUUAUGGUUUUUGACAUUUUUACUCAAAGAAUAAAGGGUUUUGUUCAGGUUAACUGGUCUCACAUCUAGUAACUGUGUUUUUUGUUGCUGUUAUUUCCCAAAGCAGUCCGUAAAUUAAAGUUACAUGUGUGUGUUCUAC
Molecule: messenger RNA, 1697 nt
Organism: Trematomus bernacchii (emerald rockcod)
Lineage: Eukaryota; Metazoa; Chordata; Actinopteri; Perciformes; Nototheniidae
Gene: thumpd1
Product: THUMP domain containing 1
Exons: 5
Coding region: 279-1268 (329 amino acids)
Biological process (GO): tRNA modification
Molecular function (GO): RNA binding
Source: RefSeq, a predicted model, not a curated record